Molecule: messenger RNA, 3851 nt
Organism: Pieris brassicae (large cabbage white)
Lineage: Eukaryota; Metazoa; Arthropoda; Insecta; Lepidoptera; Pieridae
Exons: 2
Coding region: 2546-3724 (392 amino acids)
Source: RefSeq, a predicted model, not a curated record
GGAAAUAGUGAGUAUUUCACACCUGGUUAUGAAAAAAAUGGAGCGGCGGGCCCAUCGACCACAAAAGACGACGGACGCAACACGUUUACGCCUGAAUUGUGGGCAAAAUUUCUUCAAAAUAUGAUGAAGGGCUCCCACAAUACCAAAGAGAAGCCUUCGAGUGUGGGUGAUAAAAGAUCGCUAAAAUCAAGUGAGAUUUAUCUACCCUCGUUUGAUCUAGACAAUUGUCAAUUUACCGCAGCUCAGUGGUGUGAAGAUAUACCACAUGAAGGACAAUUCGUGGUCGGAUUACGGAGCUAGGUAUUCUGCCUUGACUCACUUGCAGGGACGUGCCAAGAAGUGGGCAGCACGUACGUACCUGUUGUGUAAAACCUGGACAGAGUUUAAGGAGCGACUUACUCUUCAGUUUGUUGGAACUAGGAGGUUUCACGACUUGUUUCAUGAUAUGGUGGACAAUACAAGUGACCACGCGGUGACCUACUAUGAAUAUUCCACCAAAAAAAUGGCGCUGAUUGACCGGCUGGAAACGGGUUGGGGUGAGUCCAAUAAAAUUGAGGUUGUGAUCGCAGGCAUCACAGAUGUUCAGACUUUGAAGAAGACGCGUCAGUCUCCUGUCACAUCCUACAAUAUUGUCUGCAAGGCACGUCCUAUGCCGUCAAAUUAUACUGUUUUCCGAGCACAAAGGAAAAUGUACGGAAUUCUUGCUGAUUGGGCGAAUAUCUAUAUUUUAUUACGUUUUUAGACUUUUUUUGUCUUUUUGUUCGUGAUUUGAAUCGAGAUUGCAGGUCAAGGUGUCCCGUAGUUCAAAGUUUUCUAAAGUGGUAUUGCACAACUAGGUAUCAAAGCACACAUUAAGUUAUAUAUAAUAACAUAUUGCUUCAAAUAUUAAUCAAACAAAACAAAUAAUAUUGAAAAUUAAAUAAAUUUAGUUUUGUUUGAUUAGAAAUUAAAACACACCAAUCCUUAGUUAUUUUUGCUGUAAUGCGGGUGUGAGUUAAAUUUAUAAUUACUACACACAUACACACUAAUUAUAUACAAUAAAUAGUCUGUAGAAACUCAAUACAUAGCCGGAGCUGGAUUCAAGACUUAUACAUAUCAAGAGUGCAGUCCAGAUGAAUUAGUAAAAAUACUAAAUACAUCCUGUCGUUUGAGAUUGCCCUUUAAGACUUAAAAAUUUAGUCGGUUUUGUGCACAGAAAUUAAAUUACCUUUACAGAAAAAUAUCAAGGAUGCAGAUAAUAAACAUAUUAGAUGUUCAAAAUCUAUUUAAAUGAUAUAGCAGUACAUUUAAAACGAAAUUCCCGUAUAAUCGCUGUCUCGUAACAUUACAUUACAAUCAAAACUUUACCUUUUUCAUCGAACUCUAUUGAACUCAUAAAAGGAAAUUGCAUUACAAGCCAUAUAAUAUACAGAGCUGUUAUAUAAAAUACAAUAUAUUGUACGACGCGAACAGCUGACUUAACGACCAAGUUCGCUUUUGAUAACACUUAUUUCUCUUUGUUUUACGAAUGCAAUUUGAAAUUUAUUUAAGCUCGGUUUUACGUACUGUGGAAGAAUAAAUGAAAUAAUUUUAAGGUUUUUUGUAAAAAACCAUAUUAAAAUAUAAUACGUUUCAGUUGUGACACCCGUGCCGUACACACCUAUAUAUAUUCUAUUUAUUUUCUAGGUAUUUUCGAUAACAUAUUUUUAACCGAGCGUAACAAACGCUGUAAAAUUGGGUUUUCAAUCUGCAUUGUAAAUAUUCAAAACUACGUUGGUGGAACAAGAUACUGAGGUCGAAACACAGUCUGUGUCUAACACAAUUUUGGCCGAGACAUGCUGGUUUCAGGAUUGUUAAUCGUGCUUCUCUGAAGUCAUACAAUUACACAUAAAUAUUUCGUGGCAUUGCUCACCCACUUACACAUACAAAUUAUUUUCACAAAAGCAAUGUGCCAAAUUAGAGAAGGUAUGCUAAGCGAUACAAUUUUAUUAACAAACCCAUUUCAGGCCAUUUCAUCUCUCAACCUUCUAAAUUAGGUUAUGUAGCAAAGGCGUGUCGGAACAUUUUUGUCGUGUAUAACUUUAUUCCACAACGUAAUAAUGAAUUUUAUAUAAAAUAAAGUUUAUUUCAUUGUUACUAAUAAUUUAAGAGGAACUUAAUGUAUCUAAUUAUGUCUCGUAACACAGACUAUUUACCGCAUUAGUUGUAGUCUUAGCAAUUUAUUUGGUUAAACAACUAAAUAUAUAAUUAAACCUUACCUAGUUGAAAAAUAAUUAAUAAUCAAUAUAUACACAUUCACCUUUUAGACGGGGACGAAGCUUGUAUAGACGCCUGCUAUAGUGCUUUUGCGUGAUGAACUCUUAUUUUUAAUACAAAUAUUAAACGUGGUUCAUACUAAUUUUAGCAUUUAACACUGUCUAUUCGUAAAGGCAACACCAUAUUUUAUACGCAAAACAUCCUUAAUUAAUAUUUCCGUAUUAAUUGAUUAUUUAUUUAACGUAGAAGAAUGCAAAAUAGAUUAUAAUUUAAUCUUUAACAACAGCCUGCGUAAAACCUCCAAAAAUGUAUGGUUUGCCAAAAAUACACAAAGAAAACAAUUCUUUUAAGACCCAUAGUCAGUCAUAUUGACUUACCCACAUCCAAAUUAGCCAAACACUUAGUCUCAAUAUUAUCCCCUCUCAGGGGGCACACUAGUGCUUAUGUUAAGGACUCUUACCACUUUGUGGAAACAUUGAGAGAUCUCAAAUUACUCCACAAUGAAACCAUGGUGACUUUUGACAUUGAGUCACUAUUAACAAACUUACCACUAAAUGACUGCCUAGAUACAAUUGCUAAAAGACUUAAUGAACAGAACAUGUCACCAGAUUAUGUAGAUAUUGUAAAACACUGUCUCACAUCACGAUACUUAAUGUGGAAAGAUGAGUUCUAUGUGCAGGUUGAUGGAGUAGCCACAGGUUCUCCGGUGUCACCUAUAGUCGUUGACAUCUUCAUGGAGGACUUUGAGGAGAGAGCUUUGGUUAAUGCCCCGGUUAAACCUCGACUGUACAAGAGAUAUGUCGAUGACACAUUUGUUGUACUCCCGAAUGACAAAAUAUCUGCAUUUCUAACACAUUUAAAUUCAAUACACAAUAACAUCAAAUUUACUGUUGAACAAGAGAACAAUAACUGUCUGCCCUUUUUGGAUAUUUUAAUUACACGCAAAGCAGAUGGCACACUAGGUCACACAAUACACAGGAAGGUAACCCACACAGAUAGGUACCUCAUUGGUGAAUUCCACCACCACCCUUCACAACUGCUUUCUGUCGGUAAAUGUUUCUUCCAGAGAGCCCAACGUCUUUGUGAUGCUGCCUACCUUGAGGAGGAACUACAGCAUGUAAAACAGGUGCUACACCGAAACAAGCUGCGCAUACCCCGGCUGCAUCACAGAAACAAAAACAAGAUACAAACAGUUCCCCGUCAACCAGCCUACCUGCCAUAUGUAAAGGGAGUUACAGAUAGAAUUAGCCGGAUCCUAAAACGAGCUUCUAUUAAUUCAAUUUUCAAGCCGCACAAGAAGAUUCAGCAAUUCCUAAGACCAAUGAAAAGUAACACCCCGUUGCAAGAUGCAGGUAGGUACAAACUGGAUUGCGACUAUGGCCUGUCUUACAUAGGGCAAACUAAACGCAAUAUGUCCAGCAGACUCAAAGAGCACAUUGCAGACAUAAGACGACACACAAAAUCAGUAGUCUGUGAACACACACUGUAGUUUAUCUAGUGGAUAGGCCUAAUCAUUACAUACACUUUGACCAACCGAAAGUAUUUGCGAAAGAAAAAAGAUUCUUCCCAAGAUUGGUACGCGAAGCCAUUGAAAUAAAAAACACCCCAAUUUCAAU